Bombyx mandarina (wild silkworm) is the source of this 3688-nucleotide messenger RNA. RefSeq names its product transcriptional corepressor hairless (gene H). NCBI's taxonomy places the organism in Eukaryota, Metazoa, Arthropoda, Insecta, Lepidoptera, Bombycidae. The record is from RefSeq and is a predicted model, not a curated record.
ACAACGCAUUCGUUCAGAGGUCGAACUGGUCGAAGGAAUUUCGUUUUAAUUUGUGGCCAAAAGAACGACCGUAUUUGAUUUUGAACGAAUCAAAAUGGAUGCUGGGUGUGAAUGAACUGUAUACUGAAACCAACAGCUUUUCAAUAAAUUGUGUCGCGGGUUCGAUUGAUGAUAAAAUUCCUACGUAGGGGUAUGAAUUUAAAAUUUUAAACAGUGAGCAAAUCGGAUUUCUUUCCUUUGCAGAGUCACUUUGCUUAUUGUUGAAAUCAGUAGUCACUGUGUCGGUAAUGUGUUUUUAUUACGGGAUUCUGGGCGAGCCCACAGCCCGCAGGUGGUCAUAAGAUGAGGAUUUCCAAGGAAAUGUUUCAUGUCGACCGUAAUUCGCGAGUGUUUGAUGUGUCGGUCUAUCCAUGUUCAUGUACGUCAUGGCGAAAAAAUUCGGACUAAUGUGUCGACGCGCUGUUUGAGCGGUCAGAAAUGAAAUGCAUAUACAGGAAGGAACCAACACAACCCUGACAACAUGUACCAAAAUGACAGAGGAAGUAGACAGAAGACAUGGCGUGAAUGGUAACAGCAGCAGUAAGGGUACAAGUGAUGAUGUUCCAGUUCACAGCUCAGCUAUCAAUGCCACUGGAGGAAGACUCAAGUUCUUCAAAGAUGGAAAAUUCAUUUUGGAACUGGUACGCGGAUGCCCACGUGAAGGCGAGCGGGCUGGAUGGGUGUCAGUGCCGCGGAAGACAUUCUGGCCGCCCGCCGCCGCGCCCUCCACUCCGCCUGCUGGCGCCCCGCCCUCCGCUGCGCUCAGCCUCUCCGACGAUAAUAGUUCCGUUCAGUCCUCGCCUUGGCAGCGCGACCAUUGCUGGAAGCAGGCAACGCCGCGUCGAAACAUAUCCAAAGAGUUAGCAAUGUACUACUGCAGGCCGAGCACGUUGCAGAUAUCUGCUAUAAACACGGCAAGCCGCCUUAAGCGGAGACGGCCCUAUGAUCUGACCCAUCUCGACGGGCUCGUGAAUGGAGGCAGUUCUAAAAAGUCAAUCAGUAACGGCAUCUACGAUAGAAAGCGUAACGGCGACGUGGCAUCGCCUGAGCCGCGGGGCGAGGACGCUAUCGACGGUGUUACGAAAACUAAAUCGAGCUCUGACGACGACAGGUGGACGGAUUACGAUCGAGAAAAGUACUACCAUAUGAAAUUGAAAAAACCAUACCAGUAUCGGAAGCUCAGGGUGUACAGGAAGACUCGAUCCGCCAUAAGGCGUAAAGAGUUAACGAAAACGAUUAACAGACUUUACGAACGACUUCCGCCGAUUCCGGCGCCCGUUAACGCGAAACUAGCGAGCUGCCGGCAGGAACACAUGAUGGUUUCUCCAAGAAAACGAAUCCUCCGGGAGCUCGAGCGGGUCAGCCUCGAAGAUCAAGGCAGCAAACGACGCGCGAAGACCGCCCCCGCGCUCAGCACCGCUUCGUACCCGUCGUCGCCGGGCCCGAGUCACGCGGCGCACAAACCACCGCAAGAAACGCCUACGCGAUCUCACAAUGGAACUGCUGCACCACGAAAAGAGGCAGCCGUUUCAAAGAACGUGAGCAGCUACAGCAUUCAUUCCCUGUUAAGCAUGCCCGACGAGAGUCCAACUCGACCGGCGCCGCCUCUCCCGACGGAAUCUCCGUCGAGCGUACAUUCGCCGGACCUGAGCCCGAGUCCGGACGGGUACCGGUACCGGCACUCGCUGGGCGUGCGGGACUCGCCCACGCCGCCGCACGAGAUGGCUCGGUACCGCGCGCUGACGCCGUACGCGCGCCACUGGAGCCCGGCCGCGUACCGCUCGGCGGCGCGCGAGGAGUGGCGGGACCUGCCCUACGUGUACGGCUACGGGUACGUGCCCCCCUACGGGUACCGCGCCCCGCCGCCGCUGUGGAUGCACUACGCCGUGCCGCCUAGUCCCUGGGCGCCGCUCACGCUGCCCCUCCUCACCGACCACAUCCCUAAAGAUGAAUCCGCUUCAGAUUUGCCGCUGAACUUGUCGAAGCACUGAGCAGCGCUGCGCCCGUCGCGAGUCCGACAUGCGAGACUGAUAAUAAUCCUGGUGAUGUGAAAUGUUAUUCGUUGAGAGGUCAAUCGAACUAUUGUAUAGAUUUUAAUCGCAUGGUGUGUUAAGUUCCAUGAUGGAUUAUGUAUUCACGAAGUGCGAAUAUAUCGUCCAUAAUCAUCUCAGUAAGCCCAGUGUUGUGGCUCAUGGUCAAAUUUUCGAAGCAACAUUCCAUUGUCGCACCCUUUGAUUGGCGCGUGUCAAAGUCCAAAAAGUACAUCCCACCUAUCUCAGCGUUCGAUUGUUUAUAUGAAUGACUAGUGAAUUGCGUUUUGCAAACUCGCAAAUAAUAUUUUUGUAUAGAUCAUAGUUUCCGAGCGACGUUUUUUUUUGUUCGGGAAUCUAUUUACAAACUACUGUAUAUUACAUUAAAAUAUAUUUUAGUAUAGAUGUAUGUAUGUAUGCAGAGUAAUGUGUGUAUUUUCAUAUGAAUCAUUUUGAUAUGCAAGUUAAAUAUUUUAAUAUUGGCUAUUAUAUUAGUAUAAGAUGAUCAAAUUAAAAGCCAUUAUCAAUUGUUAGCAAUCAGUGCCUUGGAAUAUAAAAAUAUUAUGAACAUAUUUAUAAAUGAAAGGUGUGACAUAAAAAUCUGGCUUCGUCCAAUUAUACAAAAAAUAUGACAAUAGUUUACAUAACAUGGGUACUGACAGUUUUCUUUAAAAAAAAACUCAAAUGAUUGUUCAGUAAAUAGAAUUGAUGAAAAAUCCUGUUGAUUUCAUGAUAUUGCGAAAUUCCAUAAAUAUUUAUGUUCGAUCUCAUUAUUUAAUUUAGAAAAUAAAACGAGGUAAAGACUACAGUUUUUUGGGAUCAAAUUUUGGAUGUGUGUUUAUGAAACCUGUAUGAAAUAUGUAUCUAUGCGACCUUGUAAAUAGUUUGUGAAUGGUGUAUUAUUGAGUCGUCGAGGAGUAGAUUUUUAUCGGAGCAUUAAUUUGCUAUACAAUAUAUGUGUAAGAGUUUAUUACCUUCAGAAUAAUUAUUGUAAUUGUACAGUAUUUUUAUAAUGAGUAUUUUAUGGUGUUUACGAUGAAUGAUGUGAAGAGUUAUAGAGGGAAUGUUGCGAGUACGUUGCGCAGUGUUGCCAGCGCGUCGCACGCCGCGCGCCACGAGCGGCCUCUCGCGGCCUCACGCGGGACUAACGAGAUUAAACGUAGACGUAGAUUAAUUGCAAUGACAAAGCUACGGGGUUAUGUAUUAUAAGGACAGUUAUGACGGUAAGGGACUGAUUUCAGAUGUAAUAUUAUCAUUAAAGGAAUUGUAUAAAAUAGUUGUGUAUUCGGAGGCCUAUUUGUACACAUCGUGUUGUCCGCCAACAAAGUUGACUUAGUAUAUAAACGAAUAGCUGUUAAUACAUCCUGCUCAAUUUAAUUCUUGAGUACAUGUAGUGUACAACGUUUUGACAUAGCGGUUUUACGGGAGGAAAUUUGUGUCUAAAAAUAUUGCACAAAAGUGUAUUUUUCUAAUGAUUUUAUUUGCAUGUUUUAAUAAGUGCAACAACAGACAUGAGCAAUGUUAAUUAUUUAAAAUAUGAAAACAAUAUCUUCGCUUGAAAGGUAAACGUGACUAAGCGACAAUGCGUGAAUUUUACAGUAGACUAAUCUAAAGUUGAA